This is a messenger RNA of Osmerus eperlanus (European smelt), 2687 nucleotides long. RefSeq names its product tripartite motif containing 45 (gene trim45). The transcript has 6 exons. Bases 295 to 2067 code for a protein of 590 amino acids. Gene Ontology annotation, molecular function: ubiquitin protein ligase activity; protein binding; zinc ion binding. Gene Ontology annotation, cellular component: nucleoplasm. The record is from RefSeq and is a predicted model, not a curated record. Lineage: Eukaryota; Metazoa; Chordata; Actinopteri; Osmeriformes; Osmeridae.
GUGUCAAAUUUGCUGUUGUGUCGUGUUCCUGAGGAAAAGUUGUGGGGCGUCUUUACGUUGUUCUUAACAUUCAAAUAUUUGUCAAAUGCAUUUUUAGUCGUGGAGGUUUGGCAGGCUUUAGAUUUUUUUAAGUGAACAUAUGUUUUAUACUGUAGUUAUCGGUUUGAGCUUAAGUUGCAGUUUGCCAGGUUGGAGAUAUUCUUUCGCAUUUUCUUGAUGAAUUGCUGAUAUAAAUGUACAGUUGUUAGCAGUAAAGCACCGCUGCCCACUUAAGGUGACAUAGCAAGGCAUAAAAUGUCAUAUUCCAGCCAAAAGCCGUCGGAGAAAGCCCUUCUAGACCAAGUGACCACCCCGACAAACUCGAGUUCAAGUGAAGAAAACGAAGCGGUAAUGGGUAAUGCAAGGGUGGUAUGCCGUGUAUGCAAACGAUUAUAUCGGGAACCAAAAAUACUACCAUGUCUACACACUUUUUGCGCAGACUGCAUUCGUCAAUUGGAACCAUUUACUGCGUCUGUGAACAGCAAAUCAUUAGCGGUGGUGAGCGAUUCCCACUCGCGUGACCAGCCCUCCGUGACCGUACUUUGCCCUCAAUGUGACUGUGAAGUCGACAUUCCAUUUUCGGGAGUUGACGGUUUGACCACUGACCAUUUGGCCCUGGACGAAGUGUUUCUGGAAACUCUAAACAGCAACAAUUGUGUAGUGUGCGACCUGUGCACCGACGGAGAAGCAGAGAAGCGCUGUGAACUGUGCUGUGUCAACCUUUGUGAGUUCUGCUGCCAAGCACACAGACGCCAGAAGCGGACAGCCUCUCAUUCAGUCCAGAGUCUGCAGGAUCUGAAGGCGCAGGGUCUCAUCUCCCGCCCUGUCCUGUGCUCCCUCCACCCCGGCCAGGAACUCAGGCUCUUUUGUGAGCCUUGCGACCUUCCUGUCUGCCUGGAAUGUGCCGCCACCUUCCACCGUGACCAUUGCUGUAGCUCAACACGAGAUGUCAUUGACCACCAUGGCGACCGUAUCCGUAAGCUGGUUACCGGGUGCCUGCGGCCUCGUCUAGGGCGGCUGGAGGAGUCGCUAAGGAGGGUGGAGCUUUCCCAGGAGGCCUUGCAGGCGAGAGUGGAGACGGCGGCGGAGGAGGUGCGUGCAUUUGCGCGGGGCUAUGCUAGUGCAGUGGAGGCCCACUGUGUGUCUUUACUGCGCCGGCUGGAGGAGCUCCGUGUCCAGCGCAGAAACCAGCUCCACCUGCAGAGGGCACAGCUGCUACAGGCCCUGGCUGAUGCCCGCGGGGGAGUAGAGUUUGCGGAGAGGCUCCUUACAUGCGGCUCCGAGGCUGAGAUCCUCAGUGUCAAAGGGGUGACCAUCAGGAGGCUGGCCUGCCUAGCAGAGAGUGGUUACGAUCCCCAGACAGCCACCGUCACUCCUGACAAUGGAAGCAGCAUCUGCUUUAUGCCCCAGGAGAGCGCAGGGGAGGUGGAGGGCUACCCGGUGGUGGGAGUGAUUCACGCCAAGACCAUUGAGAUAAGCAAGUGCACCAUCGAAGGGGAAGACGUGCAGCAUGGCAGGGAGGGGCAGAGUGGGGAGUUCACCCUUGUGUGUAGAAACUCUGCCGGGGAGCAGAUGGGCCGCGGAGGUGAACCUGUCCUGGUCAGCAUCAUCCAUAAGGAGAAGAAGGACUGCAGAGUGGAGACCACUGUCCUUGACAACGGCAAUGGUUCCUACAACAUCUCCUACACACCCAAAGAGCCGGGGGUCUACUCCGUGUGGGUGUGUGUCAAGGACCACCACGUCAAGGGUUCACCGUUUGUCCUGAACGUUAAAAGGAAGUUCCGACGUCACAGAGGAACGUUCCACUGCUGCUCCUUCUGCUCCAGCCGGGGCUCCAAGGAGGCACGCUGUGGUUGUGCAGGCAAGAUGCCAGGAGGGUUCCAGGGCUGUGGUCAUGGUCAUAAGGAUCACCCUGGGAAGCCCCACUGGUCAUGCUGUGGAAGUGUGGUGGAAGCGUCUGAGUGUCUGCCUCACAGUGUGGUAGCGGCUAUUUCCCCUCUGAGCCAUUUGAGGACUGUGGAGCUCUGAGGGACAGGAACAACAGGUUUUUGGGUCAGGGGUCAGGUGGCGCUAAUAUCAAGGCACCGGUCAACCAGGUGAACGAUCAGUCGGCAAGGACUAUUUUCCCGUACACAAGCAUUUUCCCGUGUUUGACAUCUUGUCAUCGUAAAACCAUCUUCAACUAAAUGGUUCUAGUGAGAACCUUUAAGGUUGCAUGGCGGUAAUGGAGCUUCUUAUACCGCAUUGCCCGUCUGCGGUAUAAGAACUGGUUAACCCACCAGUUUUAACCUUGGGAUGACUUUAACCCAUUUGGCUGCUCUCAUUUGCAUCUAGAUUUCCAUGUUUGAACACUUUAGUAAAUGGUAAAUUUGGUAAAUAGUACAUCUAGUAAUCAUAUGGAUUAUGAAGGUUCUGUAAGGUUACAUGUGGUAAAGUGGACCUAUGCAAAUGUCCCUUAAAAUGGGACACCGUUUUUAUAUUAUUAUACAUGUUUCCAUUUACACGUCUUUUAGACACUCAGAAAUAUCACUGCUUGUGAAUGCAUAUUCAAGUUUUAAUGCAUCACAUAAUUGACUGUUAAUGCUACUGUCCUGUCACCAUUUUGACUUACUAAACUAAAUGGCUAAAUAAAUUCAAGUUUAAGUACA